Megachile rotundata (alfalfa leafcutting bee) is the source of this 2270-nucleotide messenger RNA. It is a transcript of the gene CARPB, whose product is annotated as Carbonic anhydrase-related protein B. Gene Ontology annotation, molecular function: zinc ion binding; carbonate dehydratase activity. The record is from RefSeq and is a predicted model, not a curated record. NCBI's taxonomy places the organism in Eukaryota, Metazoa, Arthropoda, Insecta, Hymenoptera, Megachilidae. Gene Ontology annotation, biological process: one-carbon metabolic process.
AACCACGAAUCGUGAAACGAGGCCAGCCAGCGUAUAUAUCGGGCAAAAACAAUUUAUACCGAUACAAAUUCCCGGCGCAGAUAACGAAGUGCACUCUUGACCCCAAUAAAAAAAAAAGAUGAUACGCCGUCACGGCUAGAAUCUGUUGGCCUGGCUUCUUCUCUUUCUAGAUCGUCAUUGUCGCCGUUCACAGAACGAUCCCGCUGUUUGUACGAGUUACUUGGACCGUGAACUACACUCUGUUCGUCCGACGGCUUUAUUUCAUUCUAUGGUGGUGAAAAGUUAUGGGGCAACGGGUCUUAUAGUCUUGUGGAGGCUCGCGAGAGAUACGCGGACGGUGUCGACGACUCGGAGAGACCACCCGGGAUACGGUUGUUUCAUAGCUUUCUGAUAUUCCUGAGCGACUUUGCAUACGAGCCAGGAUCUUGGAUUGCAAUCUAAACUCUAGUUCUAAAGAAUUGAGCCGAAUGAUGCCCAAUUGACGAAGAUCGAGCACCGCUAGGAAUGGCCCCAUUCAGUUCCGUCUUCCUGGGCGUCUGGGGAGUCUUCGUGAUCGUUUUGAUACAAGAAUCUAGGCCCGUCAGCUGGGAGGAAUGGUGGACCUAUGAUGGUAUUUCCGGUCCUGGCUUCUGGGGUCUCAUCAAUCCGGAAUGGUGGCUGUGUCACAAGGGCAGACGACAAUCACCGGUGAACCUGGAGCCGUCCAGGUUGCUAUUCGACCCGAAUCUGCAACCCCUGAACCUGGACAAGCACAGGGUUGGAGGAGUGCUCGCUAAUACUGGUCAUAGCGUGGUGUUCGCGGUGGACAACGACACUAGACAUCCGGUUAACAUUUCUGGGGGACCUCUCAGUUAUCGUUAUCAGUUCCAUGAGAUACAUCUGCACUUUGGAUUGGAUGAUCGGACUGGGAGCGAACAUACUGUUGAUGGACACGCGUUUCCGGCUGAGUUGCAGAUAUUCGGGUUCAACUCGCAGCUGUACAACAAUUUCUCGGAUGCGUUGCACAGAGCGCAGGGGAUCGUGGCAGUGUCCCUGCUUCUACAGGUUGGAGAUCAAUCGAACCCCGAGCUACGAAUAUUCACUGAGCAGCUGGAUAAGAUCAGAUACGGAGGCCAAGCGAUGGAGAUUAAGCACUUCACGGUGCGGCAACUCUUGCCGGACACGAAAUAUUACAUGACGUACGACGGCUCCACAACGAUGCCGGCCUGCCACGAGACCACCACGUGGAUCAUCCUGAAUAAGCCGAUAUACAUCACCAAGCAGCAGCUUCUCGCCCUGCGACAAUUGAUGCAAGGGGACAAGGAGCAUCCGAACUCGCCGCUUGGGAAUAAUUUCAGACCCCCGCAGCCUCUUCAUCAUCGUCCCGUUCGAACGAACAUCGACUUUAAUGUUCAGGGACCGAAGAACUGCCCGACGAUGAAUAGGGACAUAUAUUACAAAGCCAAUAGCUGGAAAUAACCCCGUGACGAGCGACGGGGACGAUUCGCAGUUAACUACGCUUUCCCUGGGACGAGCUGGAACUACGCUGUUAAGAGGAUAGGAACCCACUGACAUAUCAAUUAAAAGAUGAAAAAAAAAAAAUGAUAAUAUGAUCGAUUCGAUCGUGCUGAUCGCGGCGUGCGUCUUUGAGAGAAUGUGUGCGAGACCGUGAGUGAAUGACAAGAGACAGGUAAAAAAAAAUACCAGAAGAAGAAAGAUAAAAAAUGCUUCGUUGUAACUAUUAGACGUGAAUUUGCCAAGUAUGUUUCCAGUAACGUGAACAAAAAUGACCCAGACACAGACAUACAACAGACACAGAAGAUAUACCUAUAUAUAUACAUAUAUAUAGAGUAACAAUUUAGCGGAGAUAAGGUAAACGUAAGAUUAAACGCAAGAUAUAUUAUUAUACGUAUAUCGAUCAACUAUCGAAGAAAGCUAUGACUAUCGUGGCCUGCGUCCAAUGGGGGUCGUCGGUGUUGCUACCGAGGGGGUGGGUUUCGGGAGAUAUAAAUGAAUGGCGGUAAAGAGCGACGCGAGAUUCUAUAUGUAUAAAAAAAAAAACAUAAUGAACAAGAUUCAUGCGUGAUGGAACCACGCUACACACCCGAGUCACACAUACAUAUCUACAUGAAUACAGAUACAUGUUUACAUCCACAUGCAUACGUAUAUACACGUACACACUAUCGAGCGAAAGUUUAUACUAUAUUCUUGUAAUAAAAUGCUGAAAACGUAGAAGCAAGUGGCAAAAUCGAAAUCCCUAUUUUCUGUACCAUAGGACACGUCCCAUUAUC